CAGAUCUCAACACAAUAAUACUGCUUUAUGUUUUCAAAGAAUUUCACAUCCAGGGGUUUUUCAUCCCACCGACUCGGAUUGUUCUGCGUCCGUGAUGGCGUCUGGGGAAAGGAAAUGCCAAACUGGAGCUAGACGGGGACAGUAGGAGGGGACGCUCAUGCCAAACCUGGAGCAGGACAGGCUAAGCAAGGUAUGAAAAUUUCACCAAGCUGAAAAAAACACACAAAGAAUGGAUAACCAGAAAGUCAACGGCGUCGCUCCAAAAGAGAACAGAAGGCAACCUUCAUAUUCUGUCGAAACCCCUUACGGAUUUCAUUUGGACCUGGAUUUUGUUAAAUAUGUCGAGGACAUUGAAAAGGGCAACACCCUCAGAAGGGUUCAACUUCAGCGCAGGCCGCGUGUGCGGAGCAGUGGUAACUUGGCACGUAACCUCAGCUUGCCCGGGUACAGCUGCAGAUCCUCCCAGUGGAACUCUGCGAGCAUCUUAUUUCCCAGGACCCGCCUCGCAGACUCCCAGCAUCCGGGAGACGGAGAGUCAGCUGGUUACAGCAGGCAGUCAGAGUCUCCAUACAAAUUCUCCAAGGCUUUUGACGAGCAACCGCUGGGACCACAUGUGAGGCCAAAUCUACUGCGAGCCUCAAGUUUACCCUUAACAGUGUUAUUGAGAAAAUACUCCAACGAGGACCCGACCAGCCCCAACGGUUCCAGGGAUUUCCUCUCUCAAGAGAAUGGUUCUAUCGAGGACGUCUUCCACAGCCCAGGAGGCGUUAACGGGACAAUUCAGCAGCUGACUGCGGCUCUUCAAAGAGUCGGGGAGCUGGAAGAGGAGAUCAGGAUUAUACCAGAACUUAGAGCACAGAUAUGUAUCUUGCAGGAGGAGCAUGAGAGGCUCCUGCACACGUUCCAAUCCGAACCUGACAACGCCGUGCUUCAGGACUUUUCCAGUGUGGUAAAGGUGAGGGAAAAGAAAAAUCAAAUGAAAGAUGAUUGGAUGGACCGGGAGUACGAUCAGCUGGAAGAGAACAUCAAGGCUUCCUCUCAGCAGGUUAAUGCGAUUGCGAUGACCACAGAAAAACAUUCACAAGUGACUAAGAAAAAUCAUGAAGAUGCUGAAGAGUCCCUCAUUGAGGCUUUGCAAAAGAAAAUCACAGCUCUAGAACAAAAGCUUCAUGAACUCGAUUCUGAUCUGGAAAAGACCACAAUUCUUCUUAAGCAACAGAAACAGGAGAGUCGCUUCAAAGAUGAAAGAAUCAAUGAGUUGACCAAACAACAUGCUGAAAGCAUUUGGGUUAGACCAGACAACCUGAGGAACCUAGAGAACAAAGAAUCUCCACAAAUGUCUUCACCUGAACCAGAGGCAAGUAAAGCUUUCCAGGUGUGUUUAGAGCAAGACUUUAAACCCGGCACAUCAGCAGAAGCUGCAGGAUCCCAAGCAGACAUGGAGCACCAUGUGAAAAAAGUCAGAGAGCUCCUUCAGGAGCAGUGGGAGUGUCUCUGCAGAAACGAGGGAUCAGGAAAAGAUAUGUCCUCUAAACAUCUACACCCACGCGUCUGCUUCAUCCAAACACAGCUGGUCUCUUUAGCCAACCUUCUGACACUCUAUGUAUCACCUUCAGGAGGUGCACCACCAUCAGCUCAGGAGUCCAUGAUGGAGGACCAGCUAUCUGUGGUGGAGACAUGGGAAUGUCCUGAAGAAGACCAGGGAAGAGACCGUGACUCUGGUGAAGGAGUGGAGAGCAGCACAAGGGCAGAGGAUCCUGCGGAGGAAGGGUUUAACCAAAACAUUUUCCUAACUGAAGUAGAGCUGCCAAGUUCUACCCUGAGCAAUAGAAAAACCAGUGCAGAGACCAGGGACUCGAAAAUGGCUGAAGAACAUCAUGAACAGCAAGACAGGAAGUGUGAAGCAAAAUGUCCAGGAGGUCAGGCAGAGGACAAGCAGGACGGCAUGUGUUCAGGAUCUGAACCAGAAGAAGCACCACGUGGUGACAGCGGAAGGGGGGUGGAGAGCGACUUCAUGAACGCGUGUCACUUCCUGGAGAAGCACAUGAAUGAAGUUUCUGAACCAAACGAUGAAAUGAGGCGGGCUCUGACCAUGGUGUUCCAGCAGUGGUUCCACGUGUGUGCUGAGGAGAACUCGUGUGCCAACACGGCCGCUCUGUACGUUAACGAAGUGGCCAGUAAAACCCCUGCGGUGCUGCAGUUCCUGGUCAACAUGGUGGAUGAUAACGGAAACACGGCUCUGCAUUACAGUGUGUCGCACUCCAAAUUCAGCAUCGUUAAACUCCUCUUGGACACGGGUGUGUGUGACGUGGACCUGAAGAAUAAGACCGGGUACACGGCGAUCAUGUUGGCGUCUCUGCAGUCAGUGGACACUGAUACGGAUAUAAAGGUGGUCCAGCAGCUGAUGGAGCUCGGGGAUGUUAACGCUCGAGCAGGGCAGGUGGGUCAGACGGCGCUCCACCUGGCGGUCAGACAUGGCCGAGCAUCCAUGUUGAGACUCCUCCUGGCAAACGGUGCCAACGUUAACGCUCAGGAUCAAGCAGGAACCACGGCUCUGAUCAGCGCCUGCGACCGCGGACACGCAGACAUCGUCCGGAUUCUGCUGGAGGAUCCUGACUGUGACGUUAACCUCACGGAUAAGGGAAGCCGCAGCGCUCUGUCUCUGGCCACGCAGGCGUCGCACACGGAGAUCGCGGACCUGCUAAAGGCUCGGACCGCCAACACUAAAGCCAACGACAAAUGCAAGAUGGCGUAGAGACGAGACGCUUCGUGACUGUAGAACUCGUUCUGUGGCUCCAUGUAGAAUUCUCAUUACGUUUCUGUAAUAAUUUGAAUAAUAAGAUGCUUCUAUGAUGGUUAUUAUGAUUAUUGUGAUUAGUCGUGCCUGAGAGACGGACGUCUGGACCGGUUCAUGACUCUGACUGAUGAGACGGCGUCGCAGACGGUAAAUUAUUUCUGCCGGAGGAUUUUUAUGAAAGACUUUCUGUAUAUUUUUUUUCGCAUAUCCUGUAAAAUAAUCAGCAUGUCGCGUCCCAGACUCUUUACACCUCAGGUGUAGAUCCUCGGCUCUAUCGUUUAUAAUCCUCGUCCUAAUGCUCCGUGCUCGGGUUCGAGAGCGUUCCGUCUCAGUCAAGUCACACAGGAACAUGCUCCUGUUCUCACUUACAUUAUAGCAGCUAUAAACACUCGAACCCUCACCGGUCUCUCUUUAUUCUCUCUCUAAUGUUAAUAAAAGUGUGAACUCCUCCUCCUGCAGGUGUGAGAACCCAAAGCUCUGACACUGGAGACUCCUUCCACACUUUAUAAACAAAUGACACCAAAGGGAAAGCUGAAACGUGGUGUCGGUGCUGAAAAGUGUCUCACCUCGGGGGAAAAAACGAAUGAUCAGAUCGGAUCAUAUAACAUUCGGUUUUUCAGAAUACUUAAUACUUCUUAUCUCCCGACUGCAUUUCUGUAAAUAUACACACACAUGGAUAUUUUUAUUAGAUAAAAGUUAAAAUAAAUUUGCUAAAUACAACUUUGUGCCCUUUUAUGUCUGUAGUGUAUUUACGUUUUUUCAUUCAGAUGAAAUUUAGAUUUAGACUUCACAUGAAGAGACAUAAAUCUGAAAAAAAAAAAAUUAUUAAAACGCUAAAUCGUUAAGAUAUUGCAAUAUGAAUUCGACAGGGUUACAGACACUACAGAUUUUUUGGGAAAAGAAAAUUGCAAUAACGCUUUAAUUUAGAUUUUUUACUGGUCGUAUGCUUCUACCAACUUUAAUAUCAAUACUUAUAAAGAAAUAUAAUUCGUUUACACUUUAAAUGAUUAGUGUUUGAAGUGAGACAACGCUGUAAAAUGGGGCUCAUAUAAAAUCAUCUCUUUAAAACAGCUGAAGUUUUUAGGAAAGUGAGAUCUGUAACUUCCAGGUUGUAUAAACUUCAGAAGGAGCUUCUUUGGGACACAUAUUCUGUAUUAAAGAACCUAACCACAUCACUGGACACAACGUGCUGUUACCAUAGCAACAAUAAUACAAUAAAUUAAACCACACGUC
This is a messenger RNA of Clarias gariepinus (North African catfish), 4030 nucleotides long. RefSeq names its product KN motif and ankyrin repeat domain-containing protein 2-like. Gene Ontology annotation, cellular component: cytoplasm; cytoskeleton. The coding region runs from base 230 to 2755 and encodes 841 amino acids. The record is from RefSeq and is a predicted model, not a curated record. NCBI's taxonomy places the organism in Eukaryota, Metazoa, Chordata, Actinopteri, Siluriformes, Clariidae. The transcript is spliced from 10 exons. Gene Ontology annotation, molecular function: protein binding. Gene Ontology annotation, biological process: negative regulation of actin filament polymerization.